Messenger RNA from Spodoptera litura, 3154 nucleotides. RefSeq names its product Spaetzle domain-containing protein 3 (gene spz3). NCBI's taxonomy places the organism in Eukaryota, Metazoa, Arthropoda, Insecta, Lepidoptera, Noctuidae. The record is from RefSeq and is a predicted model, not a curated record. Gene Ontology annotation, biological process: innate immune response; central nervous system formation. Gene Ontology annotation, cellular component: extracellular region. Gene Ontology annotation, molecular function: growth factor activity; Toll binding.
GAUCGCCCGCGCAACCGCACGCUUGACGUUCGCGCCAUCUUGCACAACGCCCGCCAAAACUUACACUUUUCAAAGUGCGUUCUGUAUUUGAAAAUUCGAACGUGACAGUUGUUUAUUAGUGGACUUGUUUUUUUUUUGUUUUUUUUACGUGACCACUAAGGAGGCUUUGGACAAUCAAGAUAAACAUACGGUGGAAGAGUACAGCAGUGAAUUAUGUCAGUGUGUUGUUUUUACAAUGACAAGAUAGUAGUGUUAACAAUCAAAUCGUUCACGUGAUGCCAACACGUUAUUUAUGACUGGGACCGUUGGUUUAGUGAGUUGACAUUUCGCUUCAAUGCCGCGUGUGUAGGCAAUGGCUUUGACAAAUUUCACGCUCACAGGCGUCGGCGCGGCGACGCCGGCAUUCGUAUCGACCACCACAUCAUCACCCCUGCGAGUCGGACUCGACGACUUAUUAUAUUCACCCGAUGAAUACCAACAAGACGUCCCAGCACAACCAUCAGAAAAUGAACCAUUCAUUCCACCAAAUCAGCGUCGGCCAAAAGUCAGAAAACGUGCCGGCACUGCCUACCUACCACCAGCCAAUCAGUAUAUGCAUUACCAGAAUGAGGCUCAACAAAAUCCUUAUGCAGCACCCCUGCAUACCCAGGUUUAUCCACAAAACUCAAGACUAAACGUGCAGAUAGAAAACCAGCGGGUAAAAGAAGUGAAUUCACCGUAUGAUGUAUCAGGGCAAUAUGAUAAUACAGGACAGUAUGUCCAUGAUCCUACGGGUGACUAUGAUUAUGAACAGAAAAGAAUGAAUCAGCGCCCGUCUGGGCAGCCGUACAACCCUGGGUAUGCGGAUGCGCCAUAUCCACCGGCAAUGAAGCCUAACCCCACAUCUAGUCGGAGGUUCGAUGAAAAUUCGAAUCAAAAUAUGAAUCAAAAUGUGAAUAAUUUCAAUUUUAACAGGCCGCUUAGUAGUACGCCUGCCCCAACUAGGCCGCCCAGUAAUCAGGGUAGCAAGACUGGUGGUAGUGAGACUGGACAAAAUCCUCCGGAGAGACCGCGAGGGUUUACUAAAGUAGAAACUGGUGGUUCAGGUGGCAAGACACAGCUACAUGCAGUUCUUGAUUAUGACGACGAAGAUUACUAUGACGAUCCUGAUCCAGAUUCGGGUCAACCUUCAGUAACGCCUCUUCAGGGUCCCAUCCUCCUCCGCAACGGGUCUGUUCCUGUGGUGCCUCUGACGUCAUAUCGAACAAUCAACAAUGGUUCCUUCUACCAAAUACCUAUACUAUGGACUGCGCUGUCGUUAGCGUUGGGCUACGAGCUCCAAGGUCAGAUCAUCCGAGGAGUUCCGUGCGUGAAGCGUAACUUCCAGUUGUAUUGUCCAACAGCUGGUAACACCUAUCCAUUAGAUAAAAUCGAGAACUUCAUAGACGAGAAUAAAGCUUUAAUAAAGCGGAUGUACGGUUCGUUUACGACACCGGCUGGAAACCGGGUGAGACGGGCGCCUGGCGUACCUGAUAUGCAUGAUGCUACUGGUGACUCUUACUUCAGACAUGCUCGACAAGCUACCAAUACACGACUACCUGAUGCGCAAUCCGUCAAUAACACUGGCAGAGUGGACGCCUGCGAGAGCAAGACAGAGAUAAUGACGCCAUAUUGGGCGUUAAACUCUGCGAGAAAGUUGCGUGCAAUCGUCAACACUAUGCAUUUUGAACAAGCGAUACAUCAGGAAACGUGCAGUAAAACAACAACAGCAAGAUGUACACGUGACUGCGGAUGCGAGCAAAAGUACAAAUGGCACAGGCUCCUCGCGUAUGAUCCAAACGACGAUUGUGCAGGCAUAUUCAUGGAUUGGUUCUUAUUCCCUUCUUGCUGUGUGUGCAGAUGUAAUCCUUGAUACCUACACUGAAAUAUCAUACCUAUAACACUUAUUAUAAGGUCUUAAAUUCAAGACUUUAUAUCAUACACUCAGCCUGCUUAAGUGCGCAAUUUAAUGCAUAUACCUACAUAGUUGCUUUAUGGAACAAUUUACUUAGAUCCACAUUGAUAUCAAAGUGGUAGACGGUUCCUAUUUUUUGGCACCAUAAUGCAUACAGCUUAAUUAUAGAGUUAUCAUUUUUAUGAACGAUCGUAUUCUAAACCUAGUUAUUAGGAAAUUUAGGAAUACGAGAAAUGUGUGUGAUUUAAAUAUUUCUUCUACGAUUUUCCUUUUCCUGCAUAAACUCAAAUUAAUGGACUUGAGGCGACUUUAGCAAAAUAUACAUAGUUUAUCUGCCCAUUCAUUUUAUUCUUAGCCAAAUUCGUCGUCUAUCGUGGCAACAACCUUGAAUUGCCAUACCAACAUAUUAUUAUGUGGAUUAUUGAAUUUCAUUUCGAUAAUGAUUGAAAAUUUUAAGAAUACCUAUUUUAUUUUAAGAUUAGGUAUCUAAGUUUCUACCACUUUCUACUUCAUAUUUCUGAUCUGGAUUUUAUGAUACCUACCUACCAAUGCAGGAAUAUAACUUGGCUAUAAAUCCAUAAAACGUGUUUUUAGGUAUUAAUUUGGUACAGUCAAAUACAGAUGUCAAUCCUUCAACUUUCACACUUAUUUAGAAGAUAACAAUAUUGUAGUUUGAUUAAUGUAAGUCGCAACAUUUUUGUAAAUUCUUAUUCGUCAUUAAAUAUAGUUUUCACAUUCUGUUUUUGAUUGUACCUGUAUUAUAAAACCUUAAUUAUAGUUAAACUAAAUUUAGUUUCAAAUAUGAAAUGGAACACUGCCAUUGUCUAGCAUAAUAAGUCCUUCAUCUAUUUAAAAUGCAUAAAAAUAAUUGAUUUCUUCUAUUGGUUUUGCAAUUGUUAAAUAUAAGAUGUCAAUUUUAAGUUUUAGUUUUGGUAAGAGCCUCUUAAUACCUUUAUUUUAAAGACAACUACUAAUAUAUGUUGUAAUUAGGAUAAUUACUUGUAUUUAUAUUUUCAUGUAUUAAGUAAGUAUAGAGACGGUUUUCCAACAAAAAAUAAUUAAUAGUCGAUCUCUAUUUUGUAGCAAAAAUUGUAUUAAAAUCAUACUUAAAUGAUAAUAAUUUGAUAUAUCAACAGCGUUGGAAAGCAGCCUAAGAUACUCAAAUAAAAUAAUGAUAAACAAAAAAAAACUUUAUCUACAUUUUAAAUAAUAAAAGUGCAA